Mercurialis annua (annual mercury) is the source of this 1453-nucleotide messenger RNA. RefSeq names its product protein STRICTOSIDINE SYNTHASE-LIKE 5-like. NCBI's taxonomy places the organism in Eukaryota, Viridiplantae, Streptophyta, Magnoliopsida, Malpighiales, Euphorbiaceae. Gene Ontology annotation, molecular function: strictosidine synthase activity. The transcript has 4 exons. Gene Ontology annotation, biological process: biosynthetic process. Bases 62 to 1207 code for a protein of 381 amino acids. The record is from RefSeq and is a predicted model, not a curated record.
AUUUAGUCAUAUAUAGAUGUAUAUUACGGUUUUGAAGCAAAAAUACAAAACCAGGAACUAGAUGCCUUCAGAAAAUACUAAUUCUCAAGCCCCCGGCAGAAGUUCUUCAUGGCCAUCUCUCUUCACUAUUUUCUUAUGGUUCUUAGUACCUGUAAUACUCGCCUCCGUCGCAGUUUUUCAGCUAGACUCGUUUGACCCGUCUCCUAUGCCGAUUCACGAGUUGACUCAGCCUCCGACUAAUGUGUCCAUUACGCGAACUCACAUCCUUCGAGGAUCAGAAUUUUUGGGUAAGGGGCUCUUGCAAGGUCCAGAAGAUAUAGUAUAUGACACCAAGUCUGGACUCGUUUACACAGGCUGUGGAGAUGGGUGGAUUAAGCGAGUUACGGUCAACGAAUCGGUGGAUGACUCGGUUGUGGAAAACUGGGUUAACACGGGUGGUCGACCGCUUGGACUUGCCUUGGGAUUCGGCGAUGAAGUUGUGGUAGCCGAUGCUUUCGAGGGGUUAUUGAAGAUUAAUGGUGAUGGUAAAGUUGAGGUUCUAACAAAUGAGGCAGAGGGUGUCAAACUAAAAUUUGUAGAUGGUGUGGAUAUAGCAAAAGAUGGGAUGAUCUAUUUUACAGAUGCUUCAUCCAAGUAUGAUUUUCAUGGAUUUAUAUUUGAUAUUUUGGAGGGUAAGCCCUAUGGUCGAUUGCUCAGCUAUGACCCUGCCACCAAGGAGACCAAAGUCUUGUUUCGCGAUCUUCACUUCGCCAAUGGAGUUGCAGUCUCCCCGGAUCAACAAUUUCUAGUCGUCUGUGAAACCCCCAUGAGAAGAUGUAGAAAGUAUUACAUUGAAGGAAAUAAAAAAGGACAGGUUGAGAGUUUUAUAAGCCUUCCGGGGUUACCUGAUAACAUUCAUUAUGAUGGACAGGGGCAAUUCUGGAUUGCUUUAUCAGCAGGAAACUCAGCAUAUUGGGACACUUCAUAUAAGUAUCCUUUCAUCAGGAAGAUUAUGGCAAUUCUGAUAAAGCUGAUAGGACCAAUAUAUUCAGCAAACCAUGGUGGUUUUUUUGUUGUGGAUUUGGAAGGCAAUCCAAUUGCACAUUACUAUGAUCCUAGUUUGAGAUUUACUUCAUCGGCUGUCAAGAUUAGAGCUCACAUUUAUAUGGGUUCCAUUGAAGCUCCCUACAUCCUCCGUAUCAACCCUCACAACCCUAUCAUCUCUUAAAACUAAUCAAGUGUUGAUGCACAAGGAUCGAAUCAUCAAAAGAUACUACAUUUGGUCAAGUUGAAAUAAUUCAAUUUUUUUAUAUAAUAAGUUUGAUGUGACAAUCAAUGUCGAUAGAAUAUACUGCUAUUUACAUAAGGCGUUACAUCAUAUUAAUAUGGUGAUUGACGUGGAAGUAUAAUCUUGUCGUCUGACUUGUAGUCGUAGAUUUGGGAGGAGCUCCGAAUGGAUAAUAUGGUUUCAUCA